UCCUGUCCUCUCUGUGCUGGAGGGAGUACAUGUCACAAUGUGCUGCCAACGAAAUCAUCCUCUUAUGUCAUGUGUUUAAUAUUUCUCUAGAACAAACUCUUUUUCCACCAGCUCGCUCUUUAUGCCAGUUUGAGGACGCAGCAAAGACAAACCACCCAGGUUUCAGCUAAAAGCCAUAAUGAGCAGUCUGUGCUAUACCCGGCGUAUAAGGAACCUGUGGGCUCCGGUGCUAGCCUCUUGGCAUCUUAAGGUGACGAUCCCAGACAGACCUGUGCACCAGCUAAAGAACCUGAUGACGAUGGCAGAGGACAAACCAUGGGCUCUGAUCUCAGAGGUGACCGAGCAGGGUUUCAUCAAAGAGGUCACUGACAUAAUAAAACAACACUUCCACAUAAUCUGCCUCAGAGACUUUCUUCAAAACCCCCAGCAGCACGGGCCGAAGAUCCAGGCAAUACUGAUGUGGAACACCUACCCUGCAGCCGAGCCGUCGCUGCUCAGCUCGCUUCCAUCACUAAAAGUGGUUGCCAAUGGAGGAGUGGGCAUCGACCACCUGGAUGUCCCGUACAUCACCAGUCUCGGGGUGAAGGUGGCCAACACGCCCGGUGUUGUGAGUGACGCCACUGCAGAUAUGGCCAUGGGUCUGCUGCUGGCAUCCGCAAGAAAGAUAGUUGAAGGUCACCAAAUAGCUGUUGACCCUAAGACUACCAGUAUACCACAAAGCCUGAUGGGAGUCGAAGUCACCGGGUCGACUCUGGGGAUCAUCGGAUUGGGACACAUUGGAUACAAAAUUGCUCAGAGAAGCAAAGGGUUUGAUAUGAAGAUCCUGUAUCACAACAGACACAGAAGGAGCGUUGAAGACGAGCAGUCAGUGGGGGCGAGUUACUGUGAGAACAUGGAUGACCUGCUGAGGGAGUCUGACUUUGUUGUGCUCGUUGUCAACCUUUCCCCUGAAACCAAAGGCCUGAUCAGCCACAGGGAGCUGUCCCUCAUGAAACCCACUGCAACCCUGAUCAACGUCAGUAGAGGUCUGGUUGUGGAUCAGGAUGCUUUAGUCAAAGCUCUGCGGUCUGGAGAAAUUCGAGCAGCAGCCUUAGAUGUGACUCAUCCUGAACCUUUACCCAGGGAUCACCCUCUCCUCAGCCUGCCUAAUGUACUCAUCACACCCCAUGUUGGCACCUACACCUAUGCUACAACAAGACGGAUGGUUCAGUGCAUGGUGGAUAAUGCCGUAGCAGCUGUGAAUGGCCAACCUGUUCCCAAUGAAGUCAAGUUGAAAUGAUUUUAAUUAAUAUUGCCAAGAAUUUUUUACAUUUUUGUGUCCCUCUUAAAAAAGAAGGUGAGGUGGUGUUAGUUAGAGAUUUAUUUUUGGCUCUUUGGUUUCAUUGUGGACACUUGUUGGGCAACAAACUGUAAAAACUUUUUACUUUUUGUGAAGAAUAGGAUAAUAUUCCUGCUAUAGGAUAAACAAAGAUUCCCGUGUUGAAUCUCUGACUUCCUCUAAGAAAACUCAAUGACUGUUGAAACUUUAAUUAGUUUGAGGAGAAACUAUUUCAUGUUCACGUUGGCAAAAGAACUCGCUGUAAAAGUCAAAAAACGAAAGAAAAGUUGCAGCUUGAAUGCAACCACUCUUAGUUUAUUAAUCCAGUAUGUAUGUGAAGUAUGAAUGUUUAAUUAAUAAAUAAUUUUUU
Molecule: messenger RNA, 1688 nt
Organism: Oreochromis niloticus (Nile tilapia)
Lineage: Eukaryota; Metazoa; Chordata; Actinopteri; Cichliformes; Cichlidae
Product: probable 2-ketogluconate reductase
Exons: 7
Coding region: 179-1279 (366 amino acids)
Cellular component (GO): cytosol
Molecular function (GO): NAD binding; glyoxylate reductase (NADPH) activity; hydroxypyruvate reductase [NAD(P)H] activity
Source: RefSeq, a predicted model, not a curated record